GUAAUGGAUCUGGAAAGUAUACCUAUAAAAGUGACAUGCUUGCAUGUUGCUAUUGUGUCCCCCCUCAUGCUCAAGUUUGGAUUGACGCCCAUGCCUAUCAUGAUUGUAUCCAUUCUACAUUUGACGUUUAGGCAUGUACCUGUCUACUAACACAGUUCAAGACAAAGCAAAGUCAACGAGUAAGGCCUUACAAUUAAUUUACCUCAUGAUAAUCUUGAUUCCUGCCCAAGUACAAUCGCUCGCGAGGCCUCUCCGAUACAUUGUGCAAAGCGCUGUCCAAAAAUACAUUCUCGCUCUUCGAUAUAAGUUGAAAAGUUCUUUACAAAGUUUUUAGUUUGAUCGUUUAUUGUGUCGCAUACACAGUGCUAAAUGGAAUACUUCCGGUCUACAUUAAGAAUGUCUGCAGUACUAAAGCUCCUCGGUGUUCGUGGUCCAAAGCGGCUGGUGAGGGGCCGUUUCAUCUACGCUCUCUUAAUCUCCCUCAUCUUCUUUGUGACCGCCAGCCUCUUCAGGUUCCAGGCCCAGGAGAUCUUUAUUACGUCAUCAUUUCUUCAGACUGACCUGAUCGAGAUGAACAUCCUGGCCCAGGCACAGUCACAAGCUAUACCGCCGGUCACAAGAUCAUCAUCACAGUCUAACCGAGGUGGUGUCCCAGAGUCAAGGUUAGGUGGUAAGUCCUGGUCAGGUGACCUCAAGUCAGGUGACCAUAAAUCAGGUGACUUGCAAGAUCAUGGUCAUAGCAAGCGUGACGAAUACCUGCCGUCUGUUGCGCCAUGGCCGGCUCACCAUGAUGGAACUGAUCAUGCAAAACACAGAAAACACCACAAGCAUCAUACAUACAGGAAGUCGAAAGAGCUGCCUUUAAUUGACAUCGAUAUCAGCAAACUGCAUUUUCCCGAAACAGAGACGCUCUUGAAGUUCCAGUCAAGGAACUUUGUAUCACAUAAAACUGACAAAUCACAUUGGAGUCUCAGCCAUAAUUCCGGCUUACACAAUGGAAACCAUGAGAAGGAUGCGAUAUUUGUGAAGAAUGUUGUAUACCCUAGUUUGCUAGAAGCAAACAACACUGCUCCUUUUAAGGCAGGAUCGUGUUACAGACAAGUCCAUCUGUGGGCCGACGAAGGUAGGAGCUUUUCUAGGAGAGUUGGUGACUUUCCUUGCCCGGGGCUGCCAUGUGGAGUUCGUUUGGUCGUGGACAAUGACUAUGAGACACUGAAGAGUAGUGAUGCCGUGGUUCUGUUUCAUCGAACCAAGUUGGACUGGGCAGAACUGCACCGUCACAAACCGAAGGGUCAGAAGUGGAUAUUUUACACCCAAGAGAAUCCCAUCAAUACAGACAAGAACGUCAUCCCAAAGAAAGAGUUCUACAACACCAGCUAUGACUACAUCAUGUCUUAUCGGUUUAGGGAAUCCCAUAUCUACGGAUCCUACGGCAGAUACAACACAGAUCAUCCUGAGAUGAAGUUUACGGCCAUGAGGAACUGGGCAUCGGACAAGACCAAACAAGUCGCCUGGGUGGCUUCCAACUGUAACAUAGUCUCCUGGGACCGUAAAGGUUUCGUGGAGGCGUUGUCCAGGUACAUCCCGGUGAGUAUGUACGGGAAGUGCGGAACAAAGCCUUGCCCAAGGGAUGAGCGGUGCAACAGGAGUAUCCGCAAGCACAAGUUUUACCUCGCUCUAGAGAACAGUCCCUGCCGCGAUUACAUCACGGAGAAGCUUUGGCGGAAUGCCUUCCUGAACAACGUUGUUCCCGUCGUCUAUGGAGCCUCGAAGGAGGACUAUGAACGGGUCCUGCCGCCCGACUCGUUCAUCCAUGUCGAGGAUUUUGACUCCAUUAAGGAACUAGCAUCGUACCUGCGGAGACUCAGCAAAGACGAGGGGCUCUACAACACGUAUUUCGAGUGGAAGAAGUUCGGCUGGGUGCAGCUCACCAUCGAAGAAUAUCUCCUGGAGCCGGAACAAGUAUGUGAAAACAUUGUCUCGAGGCUUCUGGGUGACGAAAGAGACAUGAGGGAAGGAACCUACCACAGGCCGAAGUUCCCGGAUUGGAAAGACUGGUGGACAAACUCGUGCAAGUUAGGUAUCAAAUGGCCAAUCAAAUUAAAAUGAGAAAGACGGUUAAGGCGCUUGAAGUAAAGACACCUAAAGUGAAAACUUAGUCCUCAACAAUGACGCGAAAGCUGUUCUUUAUAAAUUCACUGCACUGGGGUGUUAAAACUGACAUCAGUAAGGUGUCCCUAGAGAACCACAUCAUGAGGUGUUAAAAUUACACCCUAGAGUUUGAACUUCCAAUACCAGAGAAUGUUUAAGUAACAACGAAAGGUGUUGUAAUAACACAGAUUGGUGUUGAACUUACACCACAAAUUUAAUACCGGCGGGGUAAAUUACUCUGGUCAUUUAGGCCAGUACGAACAACAACAAAGUUUUUGACGUGUUGGGUCACGGAAUAUAGAAGAAGCAAGAAAAAAGGAAUAAAAUGGUCAGAAUCUGGACAACUGAAAGGAGAGAAAAAAUCUGCGAGUUCUAUUGGGAUAAAAACGAGAACGGCAAAAAUAAAAUAAAAUGAUUAAGAUCGAGAAUUUUUAUUCGGAGAGACACAAAUGGGGGAAUGGUUAAUCAGGGCAGAACCAAACCCUGAAACUGAUGCUAGAGUUUUAGCUCCGAGACGUACGGACAUGACGGAGGGUUUAAGAACAGAGAAAAUGUAUUGCCAAAUGCCCUUCAUGACAAGAACAACCGAGAAGUCUUUGUCGAAAGAUGGUGAAUCAAUACAGCAGUUUUCGUCCUUGACUCUGGACAAACGACAUUGCUUGCAAAAUUUAUUCGUCCGUUCCGAAGCUUAGGACGAAACUGCUGUUCUGGUCCACCAAUUUUCGACGAAGACCUCCAAGCUGUUCUUUGGCAUUUUGACGGGCACUGAUUUUCAAUACAUUUUACUGUGUUCUUAAUCCUUCCGUACAUCGCGGAGCAAAACUCCCUGUUAUUGAGGAACACGUGGUACUAUUACCAUGAUUACCUGCAAAAUUAUUACAUAUAACGCAAGGCGACGCAAAUAAAAACAUUUUAAAAGUCUAACGUAUGACGUACGGAAUCAUCUCUCCAUGCAGUGGUGUACGCGGGGGGGGGGGGGGGUUACAGGUGUUCAACCCCCUUAAAUUUAUUGAUACCCAAAACCCACCGCUGAGAAUUCACCCCCCCCUAAAAAAUGUUGAAGACCUUUUUUUUUAAGAUUUUUUUUUUUUUGGGGGGGGGCUGGGGGUAUCAUUUUAGGAUACGAAACGACGUAAAUUUGUAGUGAAGACCUUUUUUGUCAACAUUUCUUUCAGCUUGAAAACACCCCCUUUCAAAAUCUCUGCGUAUGUCUCUGUCUCUAUGUGUAAUCCUAUAGAAAUAAAGAUGAAAGGAAGUAGACAAAAGAAAAGCAAACAAAACGUUAUAAUCAAUAAAUCACUUAAUGAAUAAUUGUUUGUAAAGUUUGAUCUCAACAGAUAUGUAUUAUAAUAAGAAAUGCGAAUUAAUAUUGAUUGAGUUUGGAAUUAUAAAAUAUUUGCCUCUUUUCAAUCUAUCCUUAAAUUCUAUUAUUUCAUUUUUACCUAAUGUGUGAGAUUUCUUGGCAAGCUUGUAUUUGACUUUUCGUUAGUGUAAAUGUAUUAAUAUUAUUUGCAUAAGUUGUGUAAUUCAAUGCGAUUUGUUGUUUCACCUGGAGGAAGUUUGUUUCUUUUUGUUUUAGAAAAAGACAAUGAGAUAUUGUAUUUCAUCUUAAUAAUAAUGUUUUUCGUAAUCUACCAACUUAUUAAUUUCCCCCUCUUUCUAUAUCUGUUCUAGGAGUGUGCCAGUAUGGAAUGCUGAAUUCAAGCUUAUUAUUAUCCUGGCAUUAUAAAAAUGAAAACAAAAAUAACCUUAAAAUUGUGUGAUUGUGAGAAAAAUUAUAUACUUUAUUGCUCAAAUUAAAAAAAAUUACAAAAAGAGGUACACUGCCUGAAUGCUGCAAAUCAUGUGGAUUGCCCUCAAGAUCGGCCAAAGUUUGCGACCUCAGCGGUUGUAAACCAUACAACAUGGAUGUUGCUUUAUCGAGAUCGGAUAAAAAGUAUAUAGAAACUUUUUAGCAUUUAAAGUGUUCAUUGAUGUUUUAUUAUACAUUGUUUUACCUUGUGUUAUCUUCCUUUUCCUCGAAUGUUCCUCAAAUUGUACAUGUUUUGUAUUAUUUUGUAUUUCAACUUUAAACACAAUUUUGCGAUAAAUAUUCAAUUCAAUUCAUUAAAAAGUGAUAUGCACUCCCUC
Molecule: messenger RNA, 4281 nt
Organism: Lytechinus pictus (painted urchin)
Lineage: Eukaryota; Metazoa; Echinodermata; Echinoidea; Temnopleuroida; Toxopneustidae
Product: alpha-(1,3)-fucosyltransferase 11-like
Exons: 2
Coding region: 370-2109 (579 amino acids)
Cellular component (GO): membrane
Molecular function (GO): alpha-(1->3)-fucosyltransferase activity
Source: RefSeq, a predicted model, not a curated record